Colletotrichum paranaense is the source of this 276-nucleotide messenger RNA. RefSeq lists its product as uncharacterized. The transcript has a single exon. The coding region runs from base 1 to 276 and encodes 91 amino acids. Lineage: Eukaryota; Fungi; Ascomycota; Sordariomycetes; Glomerellales; Glomerellaceae. The record is from RefSeq and is a predicted model, not a curated record.
AUGUCUCCAGCCUUGAAGCGGCCCCACGCAAUCCAGUACACUGGUGCCGGUUUCUUCUCGCAGAAGGGGGGCCAUUUGGGUGGAAGACAUCAAAGAGUCAUCGGCCUGAUUUGGCAAUCGCCUGGACUCGUGAGCCCUGGGAGGCCCCUUGCGCUACGUACCUACGCAAUUCGGUACCCCUGGGACGCAGCCCCAAAUUUCCCCGUGUUUUUGGUGGUCGUGUGCGUUCAGGCGUUCCAAGGCGUUGUCAAGUUGACGUUCCAGCGCAGCUUUUAG